This is a messenger RNA of Bradysia coprophila, 863 nucleotides long. RefSeq lists its product as uncharacterized. NCBI's taxonomy places the organism in Eukaryota, Metazoa, Arthropoda, Insecta, Diptera, Sciaridae. The record is from RefSeq and is a predicted model, not a curated record.
ACGAUGACAUUUACACAACUGAAACUCAUUUCAAGAGGUUCAAGUGCAACGGUUUGUUCAGUCUCUUCUAUUUUGUGAAUUUUCUUUAUUUUUUUGUGAAACGUCCGACUUAUAUUUUGUCAUUUUACCCUCUUGAAUCAUUCAAAAUGUUGGAAUUCAGAGGAUUGAUUGCCAGUGCAGCUAAAAACGAAAAUGCUGGCUUUGUCACGCCGCAGAACAAAAACGCUUUGUCCCGUAAAACGCUAUUCACCGACAAACCCAAAAUGGCACUGGACGAUGUGAAAAAGAAUUCCAUGAACGUAAUUACUCCGAUGAGGAAUGGAACGGUCGAGAAAACGAAACAACAACAGGCGCUAUUUCUACCGUCGACAACAAAAGUCAAAUCGUCAAUUCAGUUCAACGAGACAAUAGAUUCGACACCCGUGCCAAACAGCAACGCUAUCGAUUGUUUGAAGAACGUGGACGAAGUGGGAAUAUGGAACCGGAAGCAGUUGUUGAGCGAUCAUCAGUUCGAUUUGCUGUUCAUGAGUCCGCCGAGAAUGAGUCCUCCUUCAAUUUCACCACCAUCAUCACCGCCACCAUCACCGUCACCAAUGCCGUUACCAGAACAUUGUUGGAAUUUUUUCAGUUUCGAUCCGGUCUGGGACUGUCAACGUAAGACCACAGAUGAAGAGUUAGAUCUUCCACCUCUAAACAAUUCUUUCUUAUCUGACGAAAACUUUGACGGUACCCACUAAAGCAUUAUGUAUGCGCGGGUGAAUCGGAAAACUGUGGUUUUCUAUUUCUUAUGUUUUCGACUGAUACUUAUUGUAAGCUAAAUUCCUGCUUUUCUUUAAUAUAAACUAAUUUCAAUAGAGUUACAA